AUUUCGAAUUUAAGAAAGAUUCAGUUUUGAAUUUGAAUUUUUCUCGAUGAAUAUAUUGCUUCAGUUGCUAAUUAGCUUCCUUUUUCUCAGCGAUUCUUAUGUGGAGAGUCAAACACGUAGAUGUCAAAGUGAUAUGGAUUGCACCACAUCAAUACUUCUGACCGGAUGCAACUUAACCAGCUUCUCAGACGAAUCUACCAAUUUCAAGAAUAAUUCCAAACUACAGAAAUUAUUUCAAGACAAGCAACUAGACUCCACAGAGUCACCACAUUGCGAAAUUUCAUCAAACAAGUCUAGCAAAAAAGGAAUUUCGAUCAAUUGCUACUGUGCCAAAAGUUUCUUCGCUGCGUGUUUGAGCUCAACAAUAAUUGCGGAGUCGAUUUAUCAAUUGAAAAAUACAAUCAAUAUAGAUGGUGUAGUAGAUCAGUCAAAUCCUCAUAUUAAUCAUGAUUGUAUUUUGGAUGGAUUCGAGAGAUAUCGAUUGAAUAUUGCAAAAAGAAAGCCAGGUCAAUUCUCGUGGAGUUUUGAUAUGAAAAGUCAACAAUUAAGAGCUUCAAAUCCUCCAUCUACACCAGAAAUUCUGAGUCUUCAGAACAAUAGUCGCAUCGUGGUUGACAUAAUUUGCAUAGAUAAAAGAAUAAUUAAUAUUCGUGUUUCUUGUUCGGAAGAUUACUGCCACAGAAACGAUAUUGAUGUUCACGAGCAUUUUAUGAUUCCGCUCAAAACUUUUGUCAUGCUCAGAAAAUCGCUUGAUAGUGGAAAGCUUGAACAUUUGUGGAAAUGUGAUAAGAUGUAUAACAAUACCAUAGCUGUACAGUACGCACUGAAGGGAUUUCAAGAACUUUUUUAUGCUUCACUUUACAAAAGCCUCCCGAGCCCGAAUGCUUUACCAACACUUAAACAAAUAGGAGUCAGUCGGCAUAAAUUGAAGCAAAAUGGAACACUCGAGCCAGAAAACUCGUCAGCUCACAUUUGCUCGUGGAUCGUGAUGGCGUUUUUCGUCCUACCUUUGAUUUUUUCGAUUUUUGCAGUUUUCUGCUUAUGUGGGAAUAACUAUAGAACUGAGCUUGGGCACUUCGCUAAUCCCAACUUGAAAGAUAUUGAAAUGACAUUGCUGGAACGAUUGCAAAAGAAUGAAAAUCCUCAAGUUGAAUCCUUGAAGAAACCAAAGCUGCCAAGGAGCGAGAUUAUUGACAUUGCCAUGAACACUUCGUCUCAGAUGGGAAAUAUCACGGAUUUGGGUUCUGAAGGACCAACUGGAGCAUCGUCUAUGAAGACAGCAAAGACGUUCCAUCAUAAGUCAUCACUGGACUCGACAAUAUAAUAGAAGUCGAUUGUUUUGAAAAUAAAAACUAUUCUAAAAUCAAACCG
This is a messenger RNA of Caenorhabditis elegans, 1371 nucleotides long. RefSeq lists its product as uncharacterized. The record is from RefSeq and is marked reviewed. The transcript has 8 exons. NCBI's taxonomy places the organism in Eukaryota, Metazoa, Nematoda, Chromadorea, Rhabditida, Rhabditidae. The coding region runs from base 47 to 1324 and encodes 425 amino acids.